This is a messenger RNA of Hansenula anomala, 552 nucleotides long. It is a transcript of the gene PSF1, whose product is annotated as DNA replication protein PSF1. Gene Ontology annotation, biological process: DNA strand elongation involved in mitotic DNA replication; DNA replication. The record is from RefSeq and is a predicted model, not a curated record. The transcript has a single exon. Lineage: Eukaryota; Fungi; Ascomycota; Saccharomycetes; Phaffomycetales; Wickerhamomycetaceae. Bases 1 to 552 code for a protein of 183 amino acids. Gene Ontology annotation, cellular component: GINS complex.
AUGUACGGUGAUCAUGCUGCUAAGCUGGUGAAUGAAGCAAAGAGAGCACAAAACCUGGAAUCUCUAGCACUUUUUCAAGAUGAACUAAUAAGAAGCAUUGUUAAGGAAACAAAAGAUUUAGACAGGCAGAAGGACAUGCUGGGUCAAGAUGAGUUCUCAGAUCGUGCUGACCAGGCACAAGUCUUUGUGACACAUCUUUGUAUGCGUCGUAAUAAGCGUUGUUUGCUAGCUUAUGAGAAACUCAGAGCUCAAAGGCUUGACCAACUUGCAUGGGAAAAUACAGAACCAGAAUUGACAAAUCAUAAUGAGAUUGAAUAUUUCAAAGCCUAUUCAGAUAUACUUAUUGAUUAUAAAAGUUCAUUUGCAGAAGUUGACCUUUCUGGAUCGCUGGUACCGCCAAAGGAUGUUUUCAUAGAUGUUAGAGUGAUAAAGGAUGCUGGUGAGAUUCAAACAGAGUAUGGUGUUUUCAAUUUAACUAAAGAUUCACAGUUUUUCGUACGUAAAGCGGAUGUCGAGAGAUUGAUACAACAAGGUUAUCUACAAAAGAUUUGA